AAAUUUUCCUUCCAUAUAUAACAAUGCAACACAAAGUUGGUAUAAAUCAAGAGCUAGGUCAUUAAUUCUUGUUUAAGGUUUUUUCGGGCCGGACGGAGAUCGACCCUCCAGUACAAAGGCAGAACGGAGUUUGACUGUAACACUCGAUAUAAAAUGAAGAGGCAAAGAGGUGGUAAGAUGAUAGCAAAUAAUUAUGAGGAGAAGAAAAAGGCCAAAAGGGUUGUUGAGAAACAGUGUGAAGAGGUGAAAAAAGAGGAAGAACAGAGGAAAAAUGGUGGAGGAAAUGUUGUGAAGGAAGUGGAAUUAAUGGCUGAUCAGUGUGAUAAUAAUAAUAAUUGGAUUAAUGAAUGGCUAUGUUCAUGGAAUAUGGGGGAUGAACAAAUGUCAUGGGGAACAUGUUGGUCACCUAUUUGGGACAUGGAGUUCUUGGGAGAAGCUUAUAAUAACUUGUACAAUGAUGUUUUGUGGGAUGAUGAUGUUUGGGAUUUGAAAGCCAUCAAGGAAGUUCCAAGUUCAUAGAGAGAAACUUCAAAAUAUAACUAGAGAGGACAUCAAUUCUAACAAAAAUUGUCAGCAGAUCAUCUUUAGCUCCAAAUGAUCAAUCAGUUAUGUGAUAGUAAAGAAUGUAUUGUUGUUGUUUUUUCCAGAAUUAGUUGUAAUAGGCUGCAAAUGCACAUAUAUGUACAAUGUGUAUGAUUACUCGUAA
Lycium barbarum (goji berry) is the source of this 706-nucleotide messenger RNA. RefSeq lists its product as uncharacterized. Lineage: Eukaryota; Viridiplantae; Streptophyta; Magnoliopsida; Solanales; Solanaceae. Bases 154 to 519 code for a protein of 121 amino acids. The record is from RefSeq and is a predicted model, not a curated record. The transcript has a single exon.